AUGGGGACGGUCUCACAGCUGAGCCGCCUCACCCAAUUCCUCAAGAUGAUGGAGCUUCAAGGACUUCAAGGAGAAGCUACGAGACUUCAAGACGCACCCAUGAACCCCGAGAGGAACCGACCGAGCGCACAAGACUUCUGGAUCGCCCCAGGCCACCAAACUCGGAUGGCUAUCUGGACCCUGAUGACCCAGCUUCGCGGAUCCGGCUUCUUCGACUUUGCAUUCACAUGUCUUACCAUUGGUAAUCUUCUCGUUGCUACCAUCUUCUUCGUCACGCCUGCCAAGGGUCUGCGAAUCACCACCGCCAUCAUCGCGGUGCUGCUGGCGGUCGACAUGAUUGUGAUCCUUGCAGUGCCACGCAUCAGACUCGAAGAGGGAUGGAUUGGUAUCGCAAGUGUCGUCUGGGCUUUCUUGAUGGCUGUUUGGUGCAUCCUGACAGACCGCGUUGUGGCCUACGGAAAGAGAGAAGAGGAGGAACGUCUCACUGGCCGCGCAGAGACACGCCGCACGUUGAAGGAGUGGAUCGCAGUCCUCCUCGCAACGGUUUUGACUGUCAUAUUCAUCCUCAUUGUCAUCCUCAUGACUGCCACCCUCGGCAUUCGUGGUCGCGACUCCACACUCAAGAUGUACGGCGACCGCAUCCUUGUUGAUGGCGACAAGUACGCUGUACAUCUCGGAUGCGUUGGUAACGUCACACACACCGAUGGCCAGAGGGAUCCUACCAUGCUCCUCGAGGCUGGUGAGGAACCUCUCGAGUACGACCUGGAGCAUUGGGCAUACUCAGCCUACAAGAACAAGACCAUCUCACGCUACUGCUACUGGGACCGCCCAGGCUACGCCUUUUCCGACAACGCGCCCUCCCCACACUCCGCCGGCAUGUCUGCCGACGCUCUAUCUGAAGCCCUCGCAAAGGCUGGCGAGGAAGGCCCAUGGAUCCUCGUCUCCGCCGGCACAGGCAGCAUCGUCUCCCGCAUCUUCAGCUCCCGCCACAUGAAGCAAGUCAGCGGCCUGCUACUCGUCGACCCUUACCACGAGGACCUCCUGCACCGCAUCGGCAGCCCCAGCCGCGGCUUCCUCCUCUGGGCCUGGGGCAUCAUCUCCCCGCUCGGCACCGUGCGUCUCGCCGGCGCGCUCUUCAAAGGCCGCACGCGCGAAGACCGCGUUUACGGCCGCAACGCAUACCAAUCCGGGAAAUUCAUCAAGGCUCAGCUCCAGGAGAACCUCGUCGCGGACAGCCUGUCCAAGAGCGAAGUCGUGUCGGCGCGCAACAUCCAGUCUGCUGACACGCCGCUGGCUAUUGUCAGUUCUGGGAUCGAAGUUAAACGUGAUAGCGAGUGGGAGCGCAAGCAAAAGGAUCUCACCAAACUCACGGAUAACCUUGUCGGGUGGGAUGUGGUUAACAAGGCGCCGCAUCAGGUUUGGCAGAGUCUUGAGGGCCGCACGGCGAUGGAGAAGAGGCUUAGACAGCUUGUCAAGGCGGCGGGGAAGAUCAAGUCUGCUGAGGAGUAG
Messenger RNA from Parastagonospora nodorum SN15, 1509 nucleotides. RefSeq lists its product as hypothetical. NCBI's taxonomy places the organism in Eukaryota, Fungi, Ascomycota, Dothideomycetes, Pleosporales, Phaeosphaeriaceae. The transcript is spliced from 2 exons. The record is from RefSeq and is a predicted model, not a curated record. The coding region runs from base 1 to 1509 and encodes 502 amino acids.